Messenger RNA from Impatiens glandulifera, 552 nucleotides. RefSeq names its product serine carboxypeptidase-like 2. Lineage: Eukaryota; Viridiplantae; Streptophyta; Magnoliopsida; Ericales; Balsaminaceae. The transcript has 6 exons. Bases 1 to 552 code for a protein of 183 amino acids. The record is from RefSeq and is a predicted model, not a curated record. Gene Ontology annotation, biological process: proteolysis; secondary metabolic process. Gene Ontology annotation, molecular function: serine-type carboxypeptidase activity; acyltransferase activity, transferring groups other than amino-acyl groups.
AUGUACUGGUUCUUCUUCUUCCUUCUACUUCUGGUGGCGGCGCCCGGAUCAGUCGCCGGCGGAGAACUUGUAAGGCGUCUACCAGGUUUUGACGGCGAUCUUCCCUUCAAGCUCGAAACAGGAUACAUUAGCGUGGAUGAGGUAGAAAUGUUUUAUUAUUUUGUGGAAUCAGAAGGAAACCCUAACAAGGACUCCCUUUUCCUAUGGCUCACCGGUGGCCCUGGUUGUAGUGCUUUUUCUGGCCUCAUCUAUGAAGCUGGGUUUGGUGGUGGUUUACCAAAAUUGAAAUACUACCCUUAUGGACGAACAAAGAUAUCUAGCAUGAUAUUUCUCGACGCACCAGUGGGCACUGGUUUCACGUAUUCAACAACAACAAAAGGCAAUGAAAACGGGAGACAUUCAUUUCCUAUCGAUCUAAAAGGUUACUUGGUGGGAAGCCCGUUGACGGAUUGGUUCAUCGACUUGAACUCCAGGGUACCUAUGGCUCAUAGGAUGGGAAUUAUUACAGAUGAGCUCUAUGAGGUACCUAAAUAUACUUACUUAAUCAAAUGA